AGGGGGCGCCCUUUCGGUGGGUCCACGCCGCACUGCCCCGCGAGCGAAGGAAUACGGCGGUGCAGACUAGGGCGUCCUAUCCACGCGUGCUCCACAAGCCGGCCCGGUCCAAGUUGAAAAGGACAAAAAGAAGGCAAUAAAUGCUAAAGGGGAGAGAAGGAGACAGAGAGAAGAGAGAGAGGAAGCCAGACCGAGCGGCAACUCCCAGCCCGGGCUGCAAGAGAAGGAGGCGGGAGCGGGAGAGAGCGGGCGCGCGCGAGGGCGAGCCGUGCACGGGAAGAAACUGACACCCGGACCCCCCACUUCUCCUGCACGGUGCUGGCAAUCAGAUCGCGUUUAAGCAAUUUCCUGAGCCCGAGAAUAGCAAUGAGUCGGGAGACUUUGGCGGACUGAAAUUGGGAGCUGCAGUCACUCCCCAGUCCGGGGAGUUUCGUCCACCGCCUCCUACCUCCUCCCCCUGUGCCCGGCUCCGCCGCGCGGAGGAUGGUGUGGAAAUGGCUGGGCGCGCUGGUAGUGUUCCCUCUGCAAAUGAUCUAUCUGGUGACCAAAGCAGCCGUGGGACUGGUGUUGCCCCCCAAGCUUCGGGACCUGUCCCGGGAGUCAGUCCUCAUCACCGGCGGUGGGAGAGGCAUCGGGCGCCACCUCGCUCGGGAGUUCGCAGAGCGUGGCGCCAGAAAGAUUAUUCUCUGGGGCCGGACUGAGAAAUGCCUGAAAGAGACCACAGAGGAGAUUCGGCAGAUGGGCACUGAGUGCCACUACUUCGUCUGUGAUGUGGGCAACCGGGAAGAGGUGUACCAGAUGGCCAAAGCUGUCAGAGAGAAGGUGGGUGACAUCACCAUCCUGGUGAACAAUGCCGCUGUGGUCCACGGGAAGAGCUUGAUGGACAGUGAUGAUGAUGCCCUCCUCAAGUCCCAGCACGUCAACACCCUGGGCCAGUUCUGGACCACCAAGGCCUUUUUGCCGCGUAUGCUGGAGCUGCAGAACGGCCAUAUCGUGUGCCUCAACUCCGUGCUUGCGCUGUCGGCCAUCCCCGGUGCCAUCGACUACUGCACUUCGAAGGCGUCGGCCUUCGCCUUCAUGGAGAGCCUGACCCUGGGGCUGCUGGACUGUCCUGGUGUCAGCGCCACCACCGUGCUGCCGUUUCACACCAGCACCGAGAUGUUCCAGGGCAUGCGAGUCAGGUUUCCCAACCUCUUCCCGCCGUUGAAGCCAGAGACAGUAGCCCGGAGGACGGUCGAAGCUGUGCAGCAAAACCAGGCCCUUCUCUUGCUCCCGUGGACUAUGAAUAUCCUCAUUAUCUUGAAAAGCAUACUCCCACAGGCGGCACUGGAGGAGAUCCACAGGUUCUCAGGGACGUACACCUGUAUGAACACCUUUAAGGGGAGGACAUAGAGGCUCCUGAGACACACCUGAGGAGCCAUGGAGCCCGAGGGGAGCCACAGUACCCGGGGACACGCCUGUGUGCCGGCACGUCUGCUGGGUGAGCAGGACUGUUCCUGUCCCCAGCAAAGAUUCUGCGGCUCCCGGGUCAACUCCAGGACCUUCGUGCAGGACUGAUGCGUGUAACUCUGACCCCCAUGGGGAGGCGAGACGCCGUUCAGCAGCCACCUGACAGUUUUGUACCUUUCUCACUCUGUAGGUUUAUUGUUAAAUUGCUUCUCCAGUCUAACCCGCCUGAGCAGCGUGCAUCGACGAUUUCCAGGAGAGUCUGUCCUCAGACACUCUGCCUUCCCCUCCAAACCCUGUCACCCUCAGCUCAUGCAAACUGGUUAAUAAAGGGGUGGCUUGCGCA
Chionomys nivalis (European snow vole) is the source of this 1792-nucleotide messenger RNA. RefSeq names its product dehydrogenase/reductase 3 (gene Dhrs3). Gene Ontology annotation, cellular component: lipid droplet. Bases 484 to 1392 code for a protein of 302 amino acids. The record is from RefSeq and is a predicted model, not a curated record. Gene Ontology annotation, molecular function: oxidoreductase activity, acting on the CH-OH group of donors, NAD or NADP as acceptor. The transcript has 7 exons. Lineage: Eukaryota; Metazoa; Chordata; Mammalia; Rodentia; Cricetidae.